Molecule: messenger RNA, 486 nt
Organism: Lichtheimia ornata
Lineage: Eukaryota; Fungi; Mucoromycota; Mucoromycetes; Mucorales; Lichtheimiaceae
Exons: 4
Coding region: 1-486 (161 amino acids)
Biological process (GO): mitochondrial translation; RNA processing
Cellular component (GO): mitochondrial large ribosomal subunit
Molecular function (GO): ribonuclease III activity; structural constituent of ribosome
Source: RefSeq, a predicted model, not a curated record
AUGAGAGCAUUCACACAAACCAUUGGUGUAGCACGACGAUCUUUCCAUUGUGGACGUACACUUCAGGACAAAAAAGCAGCAUCGCCUUCAUUCAACGCCGAGGCUGUCAGCCAACAACUUGGUGUCUCAUUCAAGACGCCCAACAUUCUUCAACGUGCAUUGACCCACAAAUCAUACGAACAUGGCAGCGUGCCUUCCAAUGAGCGACUUGCCUAUCUUGGUGCCCGUGUUCUUCAACUUUCAGCAUGCGAGAGCGGUUUGACAUCCUCGUCGUUACAGGAUCACGUGCAAGAACAUACCAAUCUUGACCGAUUAGCCAAAAAGUUUGAUGGUCUCAACUUGGCAGAUGGCAUGCAAUAUCAUGUGCCUGGUUCUAGUAUGCCUCCAAAGAUCAAGGCAACCGCAGUGAAUGCAGUGAUUGGAGCUGUUUAUCAUGAUCAGGGAUACGCUGCUGCACAAGAAUUUGUAAAAAAGCAUGUGCUGUAG